AUGGACACUACGCUGAUCAAGAUGACAGAAAGAUUCGAAGCUCUGAAGCAGUUCAGAGAGCAGCAAACGCGAAAAGCCUCGAUACGCUACGUUGGUCAUCCGGAAUACAAAGCACCCGAGCUGCAGCAAGAAGCGGCCGCAGGCAAAGAACCAGGAGCCGGCCUUGCUCCCAUACGGACCAAGAUCAGCACUUCCCGAGCGGUGACGCCCGAUGGCACGCCAAGAGGCAACGGCGACACGGCAGGCGCAGAUGGAGACAUUUCCAACUCAAACACACCUCACGACUUCUUCUCAUCCCACUACUAUCGCGACUUACCCAUCAGACCGGGCUCGCAUGAUACACCCGAACCGCACACACCGAACAAUUUGCCCUCUCCGUACGUGUCGACUCCUGGCGACAUGAGCCCAGGCGGGAUCAGUACCAGCACCGGGGCUAUCCAAACUCCCAUCCACUCGGAACGUGACGCAGGCUUUCGACUACCCGCCAACUAUGCCGAGCUGGUCCGCAAAGCUCGGCUACAGCGUGGGCUGGAUCGAGUACAGCCUUCCGGCUGGACUCCGUUGGCCUCUCCCUGGGGCUCGAUUCGAGCAAGCCCGAGUCGUGAGAGCAUGAUGAGAUGGAACGCAGGGUUACCCUCGGAAGAAGGCUUACGCGACCUACACGAAGUGUCAAGCUUCUAUCAUAUCGAUCGUGCCAUUUACGACCAUGAGGGGAGAAAACAUCAUGCUCCUAUUGAGAGUCAGUUUGACGCGGCGCGGCCGCCUAGCAACAAGGAUCCAAGCUCAGGAUCGCUGUCGUCAUCGUCGUCGAAGCGAAAAGCGUCAUCUGAUGACCCAAUCAUGCAGUCUGCUCGAAGCAGUCGGAGUGGGAUCGUAGAGGAGCACGCUCUGCAGGACAGGACCAGCACCAACUUGGAUCCUUCAACGCCAUCGCAUACCCAGGAGGCCGACGCGAACAUGAAACCUCCCGCGUCUCCGGACAUUGUUCCAGCAAGUCAGUCCUCGAAUCCCCAACGUUCGGUCGAGGCACUUCAACUUGACGCUGCAGAGCCAGCCAAGAAACGAAACCGACCCCACCCCAUCCAGACUUUCCUGCAGACAUCGAGCAACCUCUUCAGGUUCCCCACUCCCAAGCUCAGUCCCAUUUCUCCGGGCAUGGACGGCUUCAAGCCUUCGCUCCACGUCGAGAUGGCUGCGUCGCCCGAACUCAGUCCGGGUCGUCAAACCGUGAAGAACGCGGUGCAAAGCCUCAAGGAUCGAAUGAGGCACUUGUCCACCCUCUCUUCGCCCGGCUCGACAAUCGAGGCUUUCAAGGCCCAACGUCGCGAGGACCAUCGAUCCGAUCGACUUUCCUUCGAUCCCACCGACGGUCCAGUGGUCUCUGCUCCUUGA
Molecule: messenger RNA, 1392 nt
Organism: Sporisorium graminicola
Lineage: Eukaryota; Fungi; Basidiomycota; Ustilaginomycetes; Ustilaginales; Ustilaginaceae
Exons: 1
Coding region: 1-1392 (463 amino acids)
Source: RefSeq, a predicted model, not a curated record